AUGGAGCCUCCCACCCUCACCAACCCGCGCUUUACUCUCGAGUUGGAAUUUGUUUCUUCUCUCGCCAAUCCCUACUACCUUUCUCACCUUGCUGUUACCUACCCUAAUCUCCUGGGCAUCUCCCAUGCCGACGACGAUGACGACUCCGGUACUUCACCAGACGCCCAGGCAUUUGCAGCCUACCUAGCCUACCUCUACUCCUACUGGAAGACACCGGAGUACUCCCAGUUUCUCACACACCCUGGUCCCACGCUACGGGCCCUGCGAUUGCUGCAGGAGGACAAGUUCCGCCGCGACAUCAUUCUCCCGCAAGUCAUUGAAGGGCUGGCCGGACUGAGCAUGCCUAUCGAACCUGUGCAGGCCGAGGCUGAGACAGAAGCGGCAGAGGAAAAGCCACACGAUGGCCAGGAUGGGACCAAGACCUGA
Molecule: messenger RNA, 426 nt
Organism: Penicillium canescens
Lineage: Eukaryota; Fungi; Ascomycota; Eurotiomycetes; Eurotiales; Aspergillaceae
Product: mediator of RNA polymerase II transcription subunit 31
Exons: 1
Coding region: 1-426 (141 amino acids)
Biological process (GO): regulation of transcription by RNA polymerase II
Cellular component (GO): core mediator complex; mediator complex
Molecular function (GO): transcription coregulator activity
Source: RefSeq, a predicted model, not a curated record